CUUCCACAUCGAGGCAAUUGACCUUGACUUGUCUCUGCAACGGUUUACUACGAAUCUCACGAACUACAAACGACCCAUAACGACCACCCAUUAUACCCCUCAACCCAUUGACGACCACCAUGUUCCGCUCAUCAUCACCUCCACCACGAGUUGCCUCCCCAACGCCGAGGCAGCGCAUCAUGUCCUUCCUUGGAGGUGGCAGUCGCAGCAGCGGCCCCAAUACCAUCGAUGAUGGCUCUCCCGCUGCAUCGUCAACACCGCCACUGGUAUCUCAGCUACAGCUGCAGGGAGACCCCGCAGCCAGCCAGGACUCAACCACCAGCCACUUGUCUCCAUCUGCGCCGCCGCCUAUGGCCCGCCGUGCCUCCGUCGAUCAGUCUGAGAGCAUACAGCGCAUGCCAUCACGUACGCUGCUGCGACGGCGCUCCUCAGCAUCGAACACAAACUCGGGCACUCUAUUCCGAAAGCGCUCCACAAGUGGAAUCAGCAACAAGGAUUUCCCGCCCGUCGGCUCAGACACCGACGCCGGGUCGCAUACCCCAUCGUAUCGCUCCCCUUCACCCACCAAGAUGUUCUCCCCACGCUUCCUGCCCAACACCAACGGCAGCAACGCCUCUGCCUCAGCCACAGCCGAUCUCAGCAUUUCCUCACCGCCAGGCAGCCCGACAAAGAGGUCGCGUGCCCUCUUUCCCACUCGUGGUCGCAAGGACUCAGCAGCUUCCAUCUCAUCCGCAGGCAUCAGCUCAGGGCCAUCAGCGCCUAAUCCCAUGAGCAGGCCGACUAGUCCAAUGAAGGACCUUUUCGGCGGCUCGUCGUCCUCUGCAGCGGUUGCGAGGAAGGGAGGGGUCGACAAGUCUCUCAUCGGCUUGCCAACUAAUUUCAAACAUACAGGAGGAGGAGGGACCAGCAGCCCGUCGUUGGAGACGGCCAUUGCUCUGCCGGGUCUUGAAGCCCAUCUCCCACCAUCUUCACCUCAUAUGAGGAACAGGAAAAUCUCUGCUCCCUCCUCUCCGGGCUCAAGACAGCAGCCUCGCCUGGCUGGCUCAGGCGCUGAUCAUGACACGUCGCUGCAAGACUCUCUCGCCCAAAUCAACUCAGCAAUGGGGACUGGCUCCCCUGACCAGCCCACCUCAAGCCCAGACAUGUGGCAACCUCGCGAUGCUCGCCUAGACACGGUGAAAGAGGUACCCAGCGGCUUCAUCCAGCGCUUCGAGAAGAUGGGCCAGGCGCCUGGACCCCAGGGCGAGGGCUUGGGGGGGCUUGGGCGUGGAGGAACUAGGGCAGACGCGCGAGAGCUCUUUGGGGGCUCCGCUUCUGCGACUGGUCUACCAGAUGGCUCAGGCCAGCCAUUCAGAUCUUCCUCGCCCACCGGUCGCAUCGCCUCACAGCCUCCCUUGCGAUCCACCUCCCCCUUGCGAUCGGUUUCGCCUCCCUCGCGAGCUGCUGGAGGGAAUCGACCCUGGCCUGCUCGACCUAGUUCGCCGCCGGUGUCGCCGUCCGCGGCCGCUUCAGCCUCGAUGGACAAAAGCCUCUUCACUGAAGUCGGCGUCUCCAACGAGCCCUCGUCUCCGAUUAUGCGCGCGACCUCACCCACGAGGAUGGGGAAGCGAAAGCCUGUGCCUUCGCUCGACUCGACGUCAUCUCCGGUAACAGCAGGAGCGAGAGAGCAAGGGGCAAUGCGAUCUUCCUCCCCUUCUCGUCAAGCUCAGUCCCCCUCCGCUUCACCUCCCCGUCGACCCGCGUCGCCACCAGUCCCGGCCUCCAAGCCACAGCCUCCUCGACCCUCUUUCCCCUCCCAACAGCAAGACUGGGCAGCCACUCUUGCCGAGAUCUCAGACGCACUCAAUGCUCCCCUGCCCAGCGCUACAAAGAGCUCAAAGUAAACCGUUGGUUUCCUUCUCAUGACCUCUCUCACUGCUUCUCUCUUCUCCUCUCACGACCGCCGCGCAUCAACAUGCUGUACCAACACCUCUUCUAGACACAAUACCAUCAAUCCUGUCACAGGCCCGUUGCACGAGUGUGAAUACAAAGCAAAGCACCUGAUCAUCUAUCAUGGCCGAGAAGUGACAUCAAACAAAUACCAUACAUGUAAAGCUUUCGCCUGUCCAGCAGGCUUUUCCUGCCCUUACUCAUCGAUCUCCCCCACCCAGCCUCUCUGCCCGCUCGCACUAGCCGCAGGCAAGUUGAGCGGUCCCGCUCUACUACUGAAGCCAGAGGCCUUCCGUUUGGCUUGAGCGAGCAGCGC
Messenger RNA from Jaminaea rosea, 2245 nucleotides. RefSeq lists its product as hypothetical. The record is from RefSeq and is a predicted model, not a curated record. Lineage: Eukaryota; Fungi; Basidiomycota; Exobasidiomycetes; Microstromatales. Bases 120 to 1883 code for a protein of 587 amino acids. The transcript has a single exon.